Molecule: messenger RNA, 465 nt
Organism: Magnolia sinica
Lineage: Eukaryota; Viridiplantae; Streptophyta; Magnoliopsida; Magnoliales; Magnoliaceae
Product: large ribosomal subunit protein eL33y-like
Exons: 1
Coding region: 60-398 (112 amino acids)
Biological process (GO): cytoplasmic translation; ribosomal large subunit biogenesis
Cellular component (GO): cytosolic large ribosomal subunit; ribosome
Molecular function (GO): structural constituent of ribosome
Source: RefSeq, a predicted model, not a curated record
UGCGCCUUCUAGGGUUUUUUGCACCUGUUUCUCUUUUGGCAAAACCCUCUGCAGCGAAAAUGGUGAAAGGGCGCCAGGGCAAGCAUGUCAGGCUGUACGUGCAAGGAACGAUUCUCGGAUACAAGAGAUUGAAGUCGAACCAGUACCAAUCGACAUCUCUGGUUCAGAUUGAGGGCGUGAAUAUGAAGGAGGAGGUGACCUGGUACUGCGGCAAGAGGAUGGUGUACAUCUACAAGGCCAAGGUCAAGAAGGACGGUUCUCUUUAUAGGUGCAUUUGGGGGAAGGUCACCCACCCGCACGGGAAUUCUGGGAUUGUUCGGGCUCAGUUCAAAUCCAACUUGCCCCCCAAAUCCAUGGGAAGUAAGGUUGGGGUAUUUAUGUAUCCAAGCAACAUAUAAGGGUAAUGGAGCCCUUUCCGUGGUGAAGUUGAGUUAGAGGGAUUUUGCUAGUUAUUUCUAGUUCAAG